AUGUCAUCCGAUUGUUCUCAUUGUGAAAAGAACUUCGAACUUCAUAUUGAAAAUAAUAUUAUUGAUAAAAAUGUUCAAAUCAAAUGGUGUCAAUGGAGUAACAUCAAUGGACGUGCUACCAAAGAAGAACAACAAGGAUCGGUUGAACAAUGCACGCGCUUAUUGCUGUCGAAAAUCGAAGCUUUCUUAUUACACGUUUACAUUAAACGUGAACAGAGUAAACUGUUUGAGGAAUCAAAAUCAGCUGCAGACGACAAAAAAAUCGUCGUGCAAGUUGAUUAUAGUGAAAAUUUCUCUCUAGAAGAACAAGAUGAAGUUCAAUCAGCACAUUGGGCGACAAAAUCAAUCGCGAUCUUUACAGCAUACGCUUGA
Messenger RNA from Didymodactylos carnosus, 372 nucleotides. The record is from the annotation of a GenBank genome assembly. Lineage: Eukaryota; Metazoa; Rotifera; Eurotatoria; Philodinida; Philodinidae.